AUGUUAUCCCCCGGUAAAAGAUACGUGUUAUCCGCUAGCACAAGUUACGUGUUAUCUCCUGGUAUUGCAUAUCUCACCUGGGACAUUGUCGGUAUUACAGGUUACGUAUCAUCAUCAUCAUCAUCUGAUAUAAUUUACUUGUUAUCACCUGAUAGAGUAUCAUCGGAUAAAAGUAUAAAUGUAUCAUCGUUUGAUGCGCAUUGCCUAGUCUAA
Messenger RNA from Acanthocheilonema viteae, 213 nucleotides. The record is from the annotation of a GenBank genome assembly. Lineage: Eukaryota; Metazoa; Nematoda; Chromadorea; Rhabditida; Onchocercidae.